Molecule: messenger RNA, 2391 nt
Organism: Notodromas monacha
Lineage: Eukaryota; Metazoa; Arthropoda; Ostracoda; Podocopida; Cyprididae
Source: the annotation of a GenBank genome assembly
AUGGCCUCACUCAUGCGCGCAAGCGUUUACCUCGCAGCCAGGCGCGAACCCAAUGUUACGAAACCCUACAUCUUGGCGCAACGAGAUGAUGUCAUAAAAAAUCGCGUUGGCCAAUUUCUCCCUGACCGCCGUGUUCUCGCAGCAGUUGCGUCCGCCGCACCGCAGCAACAAGGACGAAGGCUGUUUGAUCAGCGAGAUCUUCUCGAUCCGGCCACCACGGAAAAGCCGAUUGUGCAGAUCAAGCGGCUCAUCAAUCAGCAGAAUGGAGACGGAUCGUAUACGUACGGCUUCGAGGCCGAUGAUGGUUCUUUUAAGAUUGAAACCCGUGACAAACUCGGGAACGUUAAGGGAAAGUACGGAUACUAUGACGUGAAUAACGAACUCAAGGUUGUGGACUACGUUGCUGGUAAUGGAACAGGCUUCGACGCGAAGGCGGAUUUCCUGCCCAAGUCGCAAGAACCUCUUCCACCGCCGCGGGGUGAGGGGCAACCGCCUCAGGCAAGGCCUGCCCCAAGACCAGCUCAGCAGCAGCUUCCUCAGAGAUUCCAGCAAGAAGAACAAGAGCCUCAGCAAUUCCGUCCCCAGCAGUCCGGUGCUCCUCCGUCGAGGCCAUCAGCACCAAGGGGCAUCUCGACUUUCACAGACCCCGAGGGCAUUUUCCAAUUCAGCUUCCCUUCGCCUGGGCAACCCGCCGGCCCUUCUCCCGCUGCUCCGUUUGGUCAAUUUCAAGAAGAAUCGUUUUUGCGGAAAUGGAACAACUGUUAUUCCUUGGGAUUCCAGGGGAAAUUCCACUCGAUAAUGAAACCUGGAUCUUGUGCAAAUGUCUCUUGUUUCGUACGACCUGCCCCAAGACCAGCUCAGCAGCAGCUUCCUCAGAGAUUCCAGCAAGAAGAACAAGAGCCUCAGCAAUUCCGUCCCCAGCAAUCUGGUGCUCCUCCGUCGAGGCCAUCAGCACCAAGGGGCAUCUCGACUUUCACAGACCCCGAGGGCAUUUUCCAAUUCAGCUUCCCUUCGCCUGGGCAACCCGCCGGCCCUUCUCCCGCUGGUCAAAUCGGCGCAGGUGGCCAAUACAUACCCAGCAUCGAACUCGAGGGUUUCUCCGACGACGAGGACAAGGACGGAUUCGUUGACCCGGUGCCGAACGGGCUUCCGGCGCGGGCAUCCAGGCGUCAACCCCAACACCAGGGACAGCAGCAUCAUCAGCAGCAACAACAACAACAGCCAAGCCGGCCCGUGUCACAGCCACAGUUUGCGUCAGUCGACUUUCAUCAGGAACGCCCGGCUCCACAGCAGCAACAACAGGCGCAGCAGUUUGCCAGCUCGCCCCAGUUCCCGACGUCGCCGUCCCAGGCUGGACCCGAAAGACCCAGGUUCAUUCCCGGCAGGGAGGAUGAGCGACAGAGGUUUGAGCAGCAGGUGCCGCAACGAUUUGCGCCGCAGCCGCAGCCGCCGAGAUUCGCCGCCCCGCCGCCGCAGUUUGCUCCUCCACAAUUCGCCGUGAGUCGUCAAAUCGGCGCAGGUGGCCAAUACAUACCCAGCAUCGAACUCGAGGGUUUCUCCGACGACGAGGACAAGGACGGAUUCGUUGACCCACACGGCUUGCCCGAAGGCCGCGCCCGUAGGUCCGCAGUUGGGGUUGUGGUCCCUGUCGUCGUAGUAGUCGUCGUUGUUGUUGUUGUCGGUUCGGCCGGGCACAGUGUCGGUGUCAAACGCAGUCAGCACUUUCAUCAGGAACGCCCGGCUCCACAGCAGCAACAACAGGCGCAGCAGUUUGCCAGCUCGCCCCAGUUCCCGACGUCGCCGUCCCAGGCUGGACCCGAAAGACCCAGGUUCAUUCCCGGCAGGGAGGAUGAGCGACAGAGGUUUGAGCAGCAGGUGCCGCAACGAUUUGCGCCGCAGCCGCAGCCGCCGAGAUUCGCCGCCCCGCCGCCGCAGUUUGCUCCUCCACAAUUCGCCCAGUCUCCUCAGCAAGGAGUUCCACGUUUCCAAUCAGAAUUUGGUUCGCCUGCAAGAUUCCUUCCAGGACCUCCACAGCAGCAGCAACAAGAAUCAAUCCCAGUGUUCAACGGAGUUACUGAUAGCCCGAGGGCAUUUGUGAAUCCGUUGAGUCUUCAACAACCAGGACGACGUCCGUUUUAAGAGGGGAACAAAAAAAUCAUUGGUGUGAUUUCUUGCCUUCUUCCUCAUCCACACGCGAUCUUUUUGUUUGUUUUUUUUUAUUUCGUCAGCAAUUGGCCUGAAUUAUUAUUUCUGUUUUUUUUUCUUUCUUCUUUGUCUUCCAAGCUUUGUUCCUCCCCACUAUAUUGUGACCCAUGCGUUUUAUUUCAUUAGUGGCGCGUUUUUAUUGAGAAGAAAAAAAACGAAGGUGGGGUUUUUUUUUACACAGCUUCA